Messenger RNA from Chelonus insularis, 6696 nucleotides. It is a transcript of the gene mamo, whose product is annotated as zinc finger and SCAN domain-containing protein 10-like. NCBI's taxonomy places the organism in Eukaryota, Metazoa, Arthropoda, Insecta, Hymenoptera, Braconidae. The transcript has 5 exons. Bases 101 to 2224 code for a protein of 707 amino acids. Gene Ontology annotation, biological process: regulation of transcription by RNA polymerase II. Gene Ontology annotation, molecular function: protein binding. Gene Ontology annotation, cellular component: nucleus. The record is from RefSeq and is a predicted model, not a curated record.
CACAGUGGGCCGGUUGAGCCUUCCUUCGUUCGAUUCAGGCAGGCUCUCUAUUCAUUUUACAUGUAGCAAGCCGGCAGUGAAACCGCCAAAAAUAUCUCACAUGCGUCGCACAGAGGAUGUUGGGAUAGACUCACGUGACGAUUGCAGGGUUGCGGGCAGUUCAGACAUGGGAAGUGAGCAUUACUGCCUGAGGUGGAACAAUCAUCAGAGCAACUUGCUGGGUGUGUUCAGUCAACUACUGGAGUCAGAAUCACUGGUGGACGUGACGCUGGCGUGCACGGAGGGACCGUCAAUACGUGCGCACAAAGUAGUCCUCUCCGCGUGCUCCAGCUAUUUUCAAGCUUUGUUCCUUGAUCACCCUAAUCGCCACCCCAUCGUCAUCCUAAAGGACGUCCGCUUCUCUGAGCUGCGCACUCUCGUCGACUUCAUGUACAAAGGAGAAGUGAACGUCGAGUACUGCCAGCUUUCAGCUCUUCUUAAAACUGCUGAGAGCCUUAAAGUCAAAGGUCUUGCAGAUAUGACCAACAUUAACGCAGCAGUGGCGUCCAAAGAUGAUCAACAGCAUCUCAACUCUGAGAGUCUCAGAGAAACACGAGGGGAAACACGUGAAAGAGACAAAGACAGAGACAAAGAACGUGAGAAAGAAAUACCUAAAACAGAGCCUGAUCUUCAACAUCAGCAACAACAACCACAGCAACAGCAACAGAGAGAUCAGCAACAAAGAGACGUACAACAGCAACAAUCAUCUCAACAAACGUCUCAAAUAGCAAAUAAUGAAAGCUCGGAAGCGGUUGACAUGACCGAGUGUCCGACAUCUCCUUCAAGAGCCAGCAGUCCAUGUCCUGGUCCACUUGCACUCGACAGACCUAGGAGAGAUUCUGAAGAUGCUGUGAGCUUAGAAGAAACGAGAGGUUCCCUUAGUCCAAUUUCCGUACACAGUGGUCCUAGUGAUAUGAGUUUAACUAAUAACACUGGCACGCCAGGAGUGUUGCCAUUAAAUUUACCGCAGAGUCGACUUCCGUCCCCGCACAGUACCGAACCUUUGGCAGGACCAUCAGGACUACCUCCGGUUCAGCAAGUUCCACUUUCCUUGAAAAAAGAAGUGGACUGGGAAAGGUCGACUGAGGAACGUUGUGCAAGCAGUGAAAUGUCGGCAGAUUAUAGACUCCCACCAGACCCGGUGAGUCUUUAUUCGAUGUCAUUGGCCUUAGGCUUGGAAGCAGGUGGUUGGGGUGCACUGGUGGAACGUUCGGGUGGCAGUGUAAGUCCACUUCUACCCCAUGGUCCUGGUAGUUUUGCCGGCUUGGCUUCUUUAGUUCGUCGCUGUGGUGUUUGUUUAGCAACUUUUCCUUCAGCUUGGCUUCUGGAAAGACAUGCUCUCCUUCAGCAUGCUGGUCAACCAAACGACGACAAACCCUUCACCUGUGAGCAGUGUGGACAACGAUACCGCUACCGAUCAGCUUAUGUUAAGCAUCGAGAGCAGAAUCAUCGAGCACGUCUUCCAGCAGACAAACUCUUCACCUGCGAUGUAUGCGGAAUGCAAUUCAGGUACCUCAAGUCUUUUAAAAAACACAGGUUGAAUCAUGCUUUAGAGCGGCUUCAACGAGUACCAGAACACCGGAAUCUUUCAACAGCAGAAAGAAGCGAUCAAGUAUCUAGUACUGGAGAACCAUCGCAAUUGGAAACUGGAAGUGAUACAGCCAGUCCGAUGGAUGAUCAAGACGAGUCAGCUAGAGAUAUAGUAGAAAGUAUCAGCAAGAAAGAGCCACCAGAAACGGCUAGUGGUCAAGAGGGUCAGGAUGCUAAUGAUCAAGCUAACGAUCGCAAUAAUGGAUCUCGAGGUAUUCGUAGUACUGCUGAAGUUGAUGAAGGUCAUGAUCAAGCAAUUGACGAUGAUCGACAUGAGACAACAACAGAAAGAGUCAUAGCCGAAAUAGUUAGAAAUCAUGACUCUGAUCGUCGAGAAAGACGUUUUGCUUGUCCGUUUUGUGGCAAAUGCGUUCGAUCUAAAGAAAACUUGAAACUACAUGUUCGCAAACACACUGGAGAACGACCAUUCGUUUGUCUUUUUUGUGGACGAGCCUUCGGGGGUAAAAGUGACCUCACACGACACCUGCGUAUUCAUACUGGUGAACGACCUUACCACUGCGAAAUGUGCGGCAAAUGUUUUGCACGUGCCGACUACCUCUCUAAACACCUUACUACACACAUUCAUCAACGGUAAAUUUUCCUUAAUCAGGGAUCUUCUGUAGGAACUACAUAAUAAAAAAUUAGGAUUCGUUUCACAGUGCAUUUUUACUGAAAAAUAAAUACAGUAAUUUUUGCACUUUGACUACGUAGCUACUAUCUGAAACUCUACAGAGUAGUAAAGCUUUUAAAAAAGUUUCACAUUCUUUAGGAACUUUUUUAAAGUAUAAAACACGUCGAGAUAUUCUGUUUACGCUUUUAUUUCAACAGUUUUAGUUGUUUUCACGUAAACCUGAAUAUUAUAAGGAGGAUAUUAUUUUUUUUUAUCUGUUGAAAAUAAUAAUUAUAAAAAUAAAAAUAAGUGGAGUCAUUAAUACAAUAUAUGCUUAUAUUAUACAUACAAUCACAGGCCCAUUACGACGUGUCAAUUACCAAAGAAAAUGGAAUCAUUAACUUGAUAAGAUGAAUUAUAAGUCAUAGAAGAAGGGUAUUUAAGUCAGAAGUACUUAAUGAAAUAAUUAAAUCAUCUCAAAUGGAUUUAAAUCAGGCGCAUGUCGGAAAACGACUAUAAUGAAACAUUAUGUUAGUGAGAAUAAUUUGUGAUAAGGAUUUAAAAUACCAAAGAAUGCGCGUGACGAUAGCGACAAAGAAAAAGUAAUUGUCAAAUAUGAAAGAUUAUUUUAAAAAAAUAUCAUUAUUUAUUAGCAAUAUUAUUAUAAUUGUUGUUAAAUUAUUUUUGUUGAAUUACUUUUUCAAUUGGAAAUCGUGUUAUUAUUGUUUGUUAUUACCAGUGAUAUACAAUAACGUAUAAUAAUUCAAAAUAUAAAUAAAUAAGAUAAUAAAAAAUAGAAUAAAAACCUUUACAAUAUUAUGCUAUUUAAUAAUGGAAUUAUAUGUGACGCCAAUUCGUUAUAUCAUAAGUGAUAAUUUCUUACAUGAGUUCUAAAUAUCAUGGACUUGCUAAAAACGCGCAAUUAGGUAAAACAUAAAAAAUAAGUCGCAAAAAACGGAUGAUACGAUGAGUGGAUGGAAUAGAUUGAUGCUCGAAAUGCAAAAAAAAAGCUUAGCUAGAUACAAAAUAAUAUUAAAGCUACAGGAAACAAAAAGGGAAAACAAAAUAAGGAAGAGCAGAUAGGAAAAAAAAAAAAAUAAGCAACGGUGGAAGAAAAGAAAAUUUAAUCCGAUGCGUCUUUCCUGACAGCAUGCCGGUGCCUUUAAAUCCUAAAUCCUUUUACGUGAAUAGCAAUAAUUUUUUUCUCUCGUUCAUUUUCACAUUUACACAGAUACACUCGUCGCUAUCGUAAUACAAAACAUUUUUAAUUAAAUUAAAAAAAAAAAAACAAAAAUUGGAAGAAUAAAAACUAAGAAAUGGAAAAUAAAAUUUUCACUUAGUCAUCAUCAAGAGUCAGAAAAAAAAUUUUAAAUAAAAAAUAAAAAAAAUGAACAAAUUGUUUGUAAAUAGUAAUAUUAAAUGUAUGUGUACAAGCUCUUUUAAACGGCUUUACUUUGUCCAUUAACUCUGUCCGUACUAUUAAAAUACACCGGUUGGCAUAACAAUUAGACAUGGGACAAUUGAUUCAUUUAUAUUAUGAUGUCUUAUAUUAAAUUACUUAAUAUAUUAAUUAAUGUAAAUGUAUCAUUUCGUGGAGAAGGAUUGAUAUAAUAAUUUAUUCGUCAUCAUUCAGUGUCGAUUACGCACAAAAAUUUAUUGUUAACAAAAACGAGAGGAAAUAGUUAAAAUAUUUUUUAACAUUUUUUAAUGUCGAUACUAAUGUAUGUAUUUACCACAAUAUGAAUGAUAAUAAUAAUAAUAAUAAUAAUAAUGUAUUUAUAAAAAAUAAAUAUGUGUAUAAAUACAUUAUUAUUAUUAUUAAUAUUGAAAAUGUAAUUUCGAAAGUAAUGUACAAUCAUAAAUAUUUAAUUAAUCACAUGAUAUAACAUCUGCUAUGUCCGUCUCGUUUUGUUCAAGUGCCAAAAUAUUAAAUAAAUAAAUGCUUCAGUAAAAAAUAUAAUAUAUAGCAAGGAAAUAAUGAUUAAUAAAAUAUUGUAAUUUAUGAAAUUAUUUUUAAAAACGUUUUAAAUAUUUAUAAGGUUCAUCUUUGUAAGCACAUGGUGGAGUAUAAAAUUACUAAGGCCUAGAAUAUAAUGAAUCUUUUGUCACAUGUCUGAUCAAAUGCAUUAAAAUCGGUGAACGAAGUUGAUUAAAGGUGCUAAUAACCUAUUUAAUAAGCCUGAUCGUCCACAAGUUGAGUCUCAUGCCAACGAAAUAAAUUAAUUAAUCAAUUUAAAAACAAUUUUAUAUUUCGGUUGUGCCAAACGAUCAUAAGAAGCAUGCAAUAAAUAAGUAAGCGAUAAAAUCUAACCGAAAAAAAAAUCGUUCUUAGACCGAAAUAAAUUUAUUUUACUCCCUCCAAUUCUGAGACCAACUCAGUGCGACUCAGAGGCUAAAUUCUAGGUUAAUCCAUAAUUUCUUAAGAAUAUAGAAUUAAAGGAAUUGUAUUGAUAUUUUUAUCAAUACUAGUGAAUUAAUAAACUGUAAUUGAACCAUGAAAAAAAUUACAUAAACUAUUAAAUGCAAAAUAUUCCAUAACGCUUGUUAUAUUUGCUUUAAAACCGAUUUCUUCGAAAGAAAAUAUAAGAUUAUUUUGUAAAACAGUGAAAAAAAGUAUUAAAACUAUUCUUAUAAGUAAAAAUGCACUCACAAAAAUCGAUUAAAAUAUUUUAAAAUAAAAUUAACGUUAUACGACGUACAGUUGAAAAUAACAAAUAUUACUCAAUGAAUUUAUAAACGUAAUUUAUCUCUGAGCAAUUGAAUUUAAAACAAUCCCAACGAAAUCUAGUACAACGAUAUUUAAAAUAAACUGAAAUUGUAAUUCAAUACAAAUUUAAUUGAAUGACUUUGAUAAAACAACGAUGACAAUUACAACGGUUUUUGCUACAAAUAAUUCGCAAUAUGAUAUUAAAUGAAAUAAUUAAUGAAAAACUACUAUACCAAGCGUUAUGGAAUAAAUAAGCAGCUAAUGAAAAGAAAAUGCAACCUAUGGUGAAAAUAACAACUAUCUAUGCAACACCAAGUAACAUAUAAAUAUAUAUAUAAAUAUUAUAUAUAUAUUAAAAUUCUGAUAAUAUACGCGAAAAUACAUAAUGAUAUAUGACGAUAGUAGUAUAUAUGAAGAUAUAUUUAAUGAAUGUUCCUAUAUUUAUACUCUAAGUAUUUAUUAAGUGUACUAUAUCGAUAUUUAAUGGUGAUUUUAAAUUUUUACCAAAAAAAAAUUGAGUGUAUGUUUAGAUAUUAGUUAUUAUCUUCAAGUUACAUUUAUAACAACAAGGUGAGAAAGAGUUGAUUGGUUAGUAGGCGACAAAAUUGUACGGUUUAUCUAUGUGAAUGGAGGAUGUAGUUAGAAACAAAAAUGAAAACAGGAAGAAACGAUUUAAAGAGUAUAAUAUGUAAGCAGGUCGCAUGUGGCGGAGGCAAGGGUCUUCCUAUAUUGACUGAACGAUCAGAUGUGAUAUACGUGUAAGAAAUAUAAUAUAAUAAUAUAAUUAAUAUUAUUAUUUACCAUAAUCCUAACAAUAUACAUAAAUAAAUAUUUAAUUAUUAAUUAUAAGAUUCAUAUUAUUACUAUUAUUAUUAAUAUUAUUAUUAUUAUUAUUAUUAUUAUUAUUAUUAAUGAGUUAUGAUAUACAAAUAAUUAUACCUAUAUGAGUUUAUUGUGUAAUAAGUAGAUAGGCAAAUAUACAACAUUUUUAACUCGUUUAUCGAUGUUCCGAGGAUAUAGCUAUUAUGCUAAUAAAAAAUUAGAUAGCCAAAAUGGAUGAUUUCACAUGAUUAAAUGCUCGAUUCAAAAGGGACCGUGCGAAGUUAUGAACUUUUAUGACUAUAUUUUGAAUACAGAAUCGGUUUUAAACUAUAAAAAAAACCUACAAUCAGAUUAAUAAUGAUCUGUUGUAGGAAAUACACGUACAAAUUGAAAUAUUACCUCUAUAAAAAAGAAACUAUAAUAUUAUAUUACACAAUUAAUUAUUGCUAUUUUACUCAUAUAUGCUUCCAAUAUUUAUUUAUUGUUAUACUGAGAAUCAAGAGUUAAACUUGAUUAUGCGUCAUGUUAAACUUUAGUGAGUCAAGUAAAACAAUAGUGCCAAUUAUCAUUUAUUAUGAAUUCGCUAUGUCCCUUAAAAAAAAAAAAAAAAAUGAAAGAACAUCAGUAAAUAAAUAUAUGUAUAGUCAAGUAGUCCGAGAUUACGCAUUCAGUGUAAUAACAGUUUGCUCAAUCCUCGGUCUCCAUCAGUCUGUUCGUACGUAAAACGACUAUUUAGAUUACAAACAUUUAGAAACCAAUACCCAUGCUAGUAUUUGAUAGUAGUUUUUAGAAAUAAUCCCAGAUAAAUGUAGUUUCAUCAAAAAAAAAAUUCUCUUUUUUCAAUUAUUCUCGCGUCUCGGUGUCCUCGAUGUCUAUCCUAAUAAUUAUUAUGCAAAAAAAAAAAAAAACUUGAAAAGAGUUGAAUAAA